UGACAUCCUAUGUCAUGUCAUUACUACUACUACUACUACUAUUGUUUAGGUCCGGUCCAGAAGAAACUCAUGCCUGGUCGUCCACGUAAUUAAGUGUUGGUUAUUUUCUUUAUUUUGGAUUUAAAAACAACGUCCAAGAUGAAUAUCAGAUGUGCAAAGCCUGAAGACUUGAUGCACAUGCAGCACUGCAAUCUUCUAUGCUUGCCAGAAAACUACCAGAUGAAAUACUAUUUAUACCAUGGGCUCUCUUGGCCCCAACUCUCAUAUGUGGCUGAAGAUGACAUGGGCCAGAUAGUUGGGUAUGUGCUGGCUAAAAUGGAGGAAGAAAGUGAAGAGGAUCCCCAUGGCCACAUCACAUCUCUUGCUGUCCGAAGAAGUCACAGGCGCUUAGGAUUGGCCCAGAAACUCAUGGAUCAGACGGCAAGAGCUAUGGUUGAAUGCUUUAAUGCAAAAUAUGUUUCUCUUCAUGUAAGGAAAUCAAAUAGAGCUGCUCUAAAUCUUUACACAAAUACAUUGAAAUUCACGAUAUCAGAAAUUGAACCAAAAUACUAUGCUGAUGGUGAAGAUGCCUUUGCCAUGAAGAGGGAUUUAUGUUCGUUUGCUCUUCAGAAUGAUGUCACUCCAGCAGAUCCAAAUUCAUUCUUUGACAAUAAGAAGAAUGAAGACAAGUAAUUUUGAGCUCUGAGUUAAUUUAGAGUUAUUUUAACCUUUAGCAGUUCUACAUCCUUCCACGUGGAAUGUGAAACGUUAUUUGAAAUGUUAACACCACCCAUUGUUUUCAUACGAAGGGUUGGUACUUCAUAAAAAAAGUUAGCUGAAAAUUGAUGAGAGUUGACAUACAUUCAUUGCAAGGUGCUGCUGUGAUUACCAGCCCUUGCUAUUUAACUAGUUGUUCAUUGCUAAUGUACUUUUAGUCCUCUGUAAUAUUUUUGCUGUGAAACUGAUCAAAAUUAAUUGUUAAAUUACUGUAGAUAUUGCUGUUAGAGAAAAGGAAGAGGUCCGAGAGAGGUACAUACUGUGUUCAUUACAUUUGCUUUUAUGCCUGUAUGUUUCUGAUAAAUGAAGAAUACUGCAUCUAACUUCUAUUUUCCCACUUUGUAUCUGCAAGAGUAUUUUUAUGGCACU
Messenger RNA from Macrobrachium nipponense, 1125 nucleotides. It is a transcript of the gene vnc, whose product is annotated as N-alpha-acetyltransferase 10-like. The record is from RefSeq and is a predicted model, not a curated record. Gene Ontology annotation, molecular function: protein N-terminal-serine acetyltransferase activity; protein-N-terminal-glutamate acetyltransferase activity. The coding region runs from base 139 to 672 and encodes 177 amino acids. The transcript is spliced from 5 exons. Gene Ontology annotation, biological process: N-terminal protein amino acid acetylation. NCBI's taxonomy places the organism in Eukaryota, Metazoa, Arthropoda, Malacostraca, Decapoda, Palaemonidae. Gene Ontology annotation, cellular component: NatA complex.